Malassezia restricta is the source of this 2658-nucleotide messenger RNA. Its product is annotated as glyoxal/methylglyoxal oxidase. The record is from RefSeq and is a predicted model, not a curated record. The coding region runs from base 1 to 2658 and encodes 885 amino acids. The transcript has a single exon. NCBI's taxonomy places the organism in Eukaryota, Fungi, Basidiomycota, Malasseziomycetes, Malasseziales, Malasseziaceae.
AUGCUGUGUGCUCGUUUUUUCUUUCUAAUGGCCAUGCUAAAUACAGUGGGCAGUGUAUUGGCCUCUGGCAAAAAUGAGUCGUUUAAAUUACAAUACAGAGUUGUAGCGCAAGACUCCCUUGCAUCUGCCAUGAUGUUAGGCCUCGCUAAUGAGGAUACGGCGUUUAUAUUCGACAAAGUUGAGAACAAUAAAAAGAAAACGGCUUCAGGACGACCUACAUGGGCAUCUCUUGUGCAGCUGAGCGACUAUUCUGUUCGUGGAAUUGAUGCCACAACAAAUCCAUUUUGUGCUGCAGGCACUACGCUAGGUAAUGGGUCAUAUAUUGUAGCUGGUGGCAACAGUGCUAUUAGCUACGGUGGUAUAAAUGUCAAGAACAGUGAUGGCUCUAUGAACUUAAAUGGACCCGCUCCUCCAUACAAUGAUAUGGACGGACGUCGCGUUGUUCGAAUGAUGCAGCCGAAUGCGGAUAGCUCCAAGCUAAAGUGGAUCGACGAUUUUGACAGUCCUAACCAAAUGGACUCGCCUCGUUGGUACCCUGCGAUCGAAGGUCUGGCAGAUGGCUCUGUUGUAAUGAUUGGUGGCGCCACAAGUGGUGGCUUUAUUAACCGAAACUAUCCCAACGUGGAUCCCGUGUAUGCCACAUCGAGUUCAAAUCCCAAGGCAGGUGUAUGGGAUCAAGGCGGCGCUAAUCCAUCCUAUGAAUUUUGGCCUCGUGACAAUAAGCCGAAGCCGGCUGUCCACGAUUUUAUGGUCAAAACAAGUGGUCUCAACAUGUAUGCACAUACUUAUUUGCUUCCAUCAGGUCGGAUUUUUAUGCAAGCUAAUUACAGUACAACCAUUUGGGAUUGGACAAAGGAUAAAUUCCAUGACUUGCCUGAUAUGCCCGACCGUAUUGUACGUGUGUAUCCUGCUUCUGGUGCCACGGCUAUGCUUCCGCUUACGCCAAAAAAUAAAUAUACACCAACUAUCCUGUUUUGCGGUGGAUUCAACAAUGCAACGGAUGAAGAAUGGGGUGAUUUCACUGCACCACGGGUCAACAUGUUCGAGCGCGCCGGCAGCGAUGAUUGCUCAUCUAUCACGCCAGAAGAUGCUGAUGGAAGGAUUAAAAAGAACGUGGGGUAUGUCCGUGAAGAAAAACUUCCAGAACCCCGCAGUAUGGGUCAAUUUAUCCAUUUGCCUACAGGACAAAUGGUAAUUGUGAAUGGUGCGUCGCGAGGUGUGGCUGGUUAUGGAAACACUACAUGGAACACAGUAAAGGAUAUGAAUGGUAACACUGUUCAUCUUGAGGGAAUGAGCCAAAUGCCGACAUAUCGACCCGUACUAUACGACCCUGAGCGACCUCAAGGCAAACGGCUCGAAUAUGCAGACUAUGGAUCGUCAAAAAUCGCAAGAUUGUAUCAUUCGUCAGCAAUCUUGGUUCCAGAUGGCUCCGUUCUUGUCGCUGGGUCCAACCCUCAUAUGGAUGUGUCAUACCUGCCUCCAAAUGACCAACUUGAUACUAAGUACGAAGCAUUCAACACGACAUAUGCAUUGGAGCAGUGGUAUCCAUCGUACUACUUUGAACGACGACCUGAACCAAUGGGGAUGCCUGAGGUAAUCAAAUAUGGCGGUGAUUCAUUUAAUAUCACAGUGGAUGCGCAUUACAUGAAUCCCAACAAAAAUGCCAACGCGAUGGCAAAUAACACCAAGAUCAUGGUGAUUCGUCCUGGUUUUUCGACACACGCUGUGAACUUCGGUCAACGUUCUUUGCAACUCGAAAAUUCAUACGUCGUGAACAAGAACGGCUCUGUGACGUUUAUCGUCAAUCCUAUGCCUUCGAAUAUGAACAUUUUUGUCCCAGGACCCGCAUUACUUUUCGUGACAGUAAAUGGUAUUCCAAGUAAAGGCAAGUAUGUGUUCCUUGGUGGAAAGGAUUUAGGCUCGGUCCCAUUCGAUCUCAAGGCAGGCUUUACCCCUGCUCCCCUUCCUGAUCCUGUGUUAAACCCACACUUUACCAAUGAAGCAGCUCCGUACGGCACGACGUAUGAUAGCGACGAACAAAAUGGCAUGUCUGGUGGCGCAAUCGCAGGCACUGUCAUUGGUGUGAUUCUAGGCGUGGCUGUACUUGCAGGCCUGGCCUUUUACGUUUGGCGUGCGAAGCGUAAUGAUGACAAUGAAGCCAACUAUGCAGCAGUAAGACACCCCCAUGCUUCCCAUGGAAGCCAAAUGACUGGUCCCGAAGCAAAUGCUGGUGCAUGGACACGUCCUCCUCCUUUGUCUGACUCGUCGAAGUUCCCAUUGAUGCAACCAAAUGAUUCAGCGAUAAGUCUGUCUGAUGCGAGCGCUGUAACACCGCUGAGCAGUGACGUGCACAAAACCCAUCCCUUAUCGAUAACAGGAAGCCAUCCUGCGUCAGCAAGUACAUCGGGCGCCUCUGCUGAGAGAUAUAAUAUGUUUUUUGCGGCCCAAGAUUCAGGAAUAAUGACUCCAGUGAAUAGUCAGGGGUCUCAUUUGUACCACAACAUGCCAAGCUCGAGUCGCGGACCUAUUCUAAUGCCUGAGCAACCCCAUUGGAAUGAUAUUCCACGGCAAUUGCAUGGCCCACGAUCGAUGCCGCGUUCAAAUCUUCAGCAGCAUUUUUCUAUGGCUAGAGAAGGCUCCAUGCCUUCGCAUCAAUAA